This is a messenger RNA of Sinocyclocheilus anshuiensis, 1995 nucleotides long. RefSeq names its product vesicle-associated membrane protein-associated protein B-like. The coding region runs from base 262 to 993 and encodes 243 amino acids. Gene Ontology annotation, biological process: endoplasmic reticulum membrane organization. Lineage: Eukaryota; Metazoa; Chordata; Actinopteri; Cypriniformes; Cyprinidae. The transcript has 6 exons. Gene Ontology annotation, cellular component: endoplasmic reticulum membrane; plasma membrane. Gene Ontology annotation, molecular function: FFAT motif binding. The record is from RefSeq and is a predicted model, not a curated record.
UACACCCUUCUGCUCACAUCAGUCGCCACUACUCCGUGCAUACUGCAGGGGCAGUGACGUCACGGCCAGCCUCUCUUCCUGCUGCAUCACAACAGUCGCUAGUGGAUCGGGUAACACUGAGCUAUUUCCACUGCCUUGUGGAGUUUUUAUUUCAAUAAAUGUAACAGAAGUCCUCAUCGACAGCCUCAACCGUUAAGCCCGUCGCCGUCAGUUCCAGCGGACGUCAGCGCAGCAGUCGACGCGUUUGAAGCGCAGUGGGAGAUGGCCAGGCCAGAGCAGGUCCUGCUUCUAGAACCGCAGCACGAACUGAGGUUCCGAGGUCCAUUUACAGAUGUGGUGACCACCACCCUAAAGCUCGCUAACCCCACAGACAGAAAUGUGUGCUUUAAAGUAAAGACGACUGCACCGCGCCGAUACUGUGUGCGGCCAAACAGUGGAGUGAUUGAUCCCGGAACCUCGAUCAACGUCUCUGUGAUGCUGCAACCGUUCGAUUAUGAUCCGAAUGAGAAAAGCAAACACAAGUUCAUGGUACAGUCUCUGCUGGCCCCACCUGACAUGACCGAUACUGAGGGAGUGUGGAAGGACGCCAAGCCUGAGGAUCUGAUGGACUCCAAGCUGAGAUGUGUCUUUGACAUGCCCGCUGAAAAUGAGAAAACACAUGAAAUGGAAAGCAAUAAGAUAUCCUCCAGUAUCUCAAAGUCGGAAUCAUCCACAUUGUCUAUGAAGUCCAUGGUCAGUCUGGAUGAUGGAGAGGUGAAGAAGAUCAUGGAGGAAUGUAAAAGACUGCAGACGGAGGUGCAGCGGCUACGAGAGGAGAACAAACAGAUCAGGCAGGAAGAUGAUGGUCUGCGGAUGAGGAAGAGUACAGUAAUGUCCGCUCCGCACUCAUCUUCAGCGGUGAGAGUGAAGGAGGAGGGGCUGAGCACCAGGGUGAUCGCUCUAAUUGUGCUGUUUUUUGUCAUGGGUGUCAUUGUAGGCAAGUUGGCCUUGUAAAAUGCAAGAGGGGAGCACUACAAGCAUGCAUUGCGGAUGAAACAAAAACAAAACAGACAAGUAACCAAUGCAGAAUUUGUUUAAUCCGAAUGCCAUAUCAUUUGGGUAGUUUUGGAUUAGCGAGGUGUGUAAAAUUAAUAAAGAGAUCAAGGAAUUUCAUCAUGUUAUGUGCAAAGAAAAAAAAUCACCUAAUAAUAAUCUGACACAGCUCUUGCCUCAAAAUUGUGAAAUCAUUCUGGCCCCUCUUCUUUAAUCAUUUCUGAUGCAAGUUCAAAUGGAUAACAAAUGUCAUAGAUUUUAACCACUAAAAAAUGUUGUAGGGAUUUUCUAACACCAGAUGUGCGAUUGAGUUGUGGUAGAGUGAAUGUUGUUUUAUCACUUUUUUUUUUUUUUCCCCUCAGUGGGUCAAAAGCAAAUUGAACCUGUAUACAAAUGCUAAACGUCUUUGAAAUGUCUCGCAUGUGCAUUUAAUUUAUGCAUACCCAGACAUCCUGCAUUAAAGCAGCAGUUCACUGAAGUUCAGCCUGUAUAUUUUCAAUCACUCUCCAGGUAAAUGAUAAAACAAGCCUUCUUCCCCAGUCACACUGUUGUUAAAAUAACAUGCAUUUUAUAUCUUCCAUCCACUUCCGCUCAGUCCGACUGAUAUGUUUGAAUACCAGCACGUACUAUGAUUCAACAUAUAGUUCCUCGGCAAAUCAGAUAAUGUCACUAAAUAUCCACGUUUUUGUAAAAAGUCAUCACCGUUUCACACAAAUGUAAUGUUCACUUGCAAUCAGCCACCAAUUGACGUUCAAAUGCCUAAACCACCACAAAGUCUUAUUUUUAAGUGGCUUGAGUGACACAAUUUGACUUUUAGAUUAUUUUUGGAAUUCAGACAUCUUUAGUUGACAGCGAGGAGAUGGACUGUUAGUGACUGAUAUUUCAAACUGCUGUUACUGGGAAAGUGUUGGUGAAACCGUUUGGCCGUUCACCUACUUAUUUGCUCCAAAAACCAUUUGAAAC